UCAAAAUUUCUCAAAUUAUAUCAACGCAAUGGCUCACCGUUUUUACAGUAGACAAGUCUGUCGAGCUAUGUCGGUACAGGCGCCCACGUGUGACCAGAUCAAAUAUCAACCCCUAUCGAUGAGUCGCAGCCUGAGGGAUAUAACGCCAGAGGCUUAUAGCACACUGCGUAAUAUAAUGGUGCAAUUAGAGCGUAACUCCUGUUUGGGGCACGCAGUUCAGCUAAAUGAGCAGGAACUGGCAGCCAAUAAGGUGAUAAAGAGUGUAAAGACCAGAGAGCUGAAGAGGGGCAUUAUUAAUCCGGCCAACUUUACGGCCUGUCAGCACAUAUUCCAAGUUCUGAAAAAAGUGGAAAGAUCACCACUAUUUGGUUUGCUAAGGACAAUGCCCAAAGGCGGCAUAUUGCAUGCCCACGAUACAGCUCUCUGCAGCACCGAGUUCCUCAUCAGCCUCACCUAUCGCAAGGAUCUGUGGAUCUGCACUACCAAGGAGGGUUGUCGUGCGAUCGCAUUUCGCUUCUCCAAGACGAAACCAGAGUUGCCAGGCAAGGAGCCCUGCAACUGGGAGCCCAUGAGCAAUUAUCAUGGACGUUGCGGUGAUAAGCACGUGAACAGAUAUCUACAUAGUUGCUUCAGCAUGUAUCCAUUCUCCAGCUUCCUGUCGAACAACGAGGCAUGGAAUAGAUUCAUGAGCAUUUUCAGUCUACUCGAUGGAUUGCUACUGUAUGCCCCCAUCUGGGCGGACUAUUACUAUAAUGCCUUGAAGGAGAUGCAUGAGGAUGGUGUACAGUACCUAGAACUGAGAUCCUUGCUGCCCGAACUCUACUGUCUCGACGGCAGGCAACUGACAAUGGCUGACACCGUGGCGAUAUAUAAAUCGGAAACCGAACGUUUCGUUGCCAACCAUCCGGAUUUCAUUGGUGCCAAACUGAUUUAUGCACCGCUGCGAGGCGUCGAACCUCAAGUUGUCGAAGAAUAUGUUGAGAAAUGCGUUGCCCUUAAGAAACAGUUUCCAACAUUUCUGGCCGGCUUUGAUUUGGUGGGUCAAGAAGAGCUCGGGCGACCGCUGCUUGAUUUUGCGGAGCCACUGCUGAAAAUGCCCGAGGAUAUUAAUUUUUACUUUCAUGCCGGUGAGACUAACUGGUUCGGCACCUCCAUUGAUGAGAACCUUAUAGAUGCCAUACUGUUGGGUACAAAGCGAAUUGGACAUGGUUAUGCAAUCGUUAAGCAUCCGGUCGCCAUUGAGAUGGUGAAGAAGCUUAACAUUGCCAUAGAGGUGUGUCCGGUAUCGAAUCAGGUGCUGCAACUGGGGCAGGACUAUCGCACUCAUCCGGCUGCCAUGUUGAUAGCAAAUGAUGUGCCCAUUGUCAUUGCAUCCGAUGAUCCAUCAUUCUGGCUCUCAACUCCAUUGACCCACGACUUUUACUUUGCGUUCUUGGGCAUAGCGCCAUAUAAUGCAGAUCUAAAGCUACUAAAGCAUCUGGCCAUGAGCUCCAUUAGUUAUAGUAGCAUGACGGAUGCAGAAAAGUCAACGGCAAUGGGGAAAUGGCAAGAGCAAUGGGAAAAAUGGAUCACAAGUAUAGCCAAAAAAGCGUAAUGCAUUUAAUUUUCUUUCUUUUUUUUUUGUAAUUAUCAUUUAUUUAUAAGUAUAUUAUUACCGCUCGUAAUUCCCU
Messenger RNA from Drosophila grimshawi, 1670 nucleotides. It is a transcript of the gene Adgf-B, whose product is annotated as adenosine deaminase 2. Bases 29 to 1594 code for a protein of 521 amino acids. Gene Ontology annotation, molecular function: adenosine deaminase activity. The transcript has 2 exons. The record is from RefSeq and is a predicted model, not a curated record. Gene Ontology annotation, biological process: adenosine catabolic process; inosine biosynthetic process. NCBI's taxonomy places the organism in Eukaryota, Metazoa, Arthropoda, Insecta, Diptera, Drosophilidae.